AUGGAGGAGCCUUUGAAGUGUCUGACGGAUGCGUACGGAUGUCUUCUGACCAGGUCACGUCCCAACCAGAGCGCCGCGGCCGUGGCACAUGUGAUAUCCAGCGGGGUGAGUGGGCUGCUGGCCGCCGAGCUCAGAGAGGAGCGCUGCAGCGAGGCAGAGCUGACCUGCAUCAGUCUGAGUCUGGUGGAGAAGAUCACCUCCAGUCUGACUUCCCAGAACCUGCCUUCACAACUCACUUUGUACUUUGAAGAAGUCCUGACGGUGUUGUUCCAAGACAUGAAUCUCAUGCCCCAACUGAUCCAUCACUUCCAAGCUGAGGACCAGGUUAUCUCACAUUUGGCUGCAAAGUGUGUGUCAACGUGUGUCCUCUUCCAUCUGCACAAAUCAGGAAUGGUCUGUCCUGUCUGGCAGAACAAGUGUGCACAGGCUUUUCACAGCUCAUCCCCAGGGACGGAAUUAGACGCCUGUCUGUGGUCAGUGACAGAUGUCUUAAGAAAAGUUCUUAAAGAAUCUCAACAAGGAAACCUUGGGAAACUUCUGGCUGUUUUUGACUGCAGCCUAUGGGCCUUAUGUUUGAAGUUGCUCCCUGAAAAAAGUGAAGAGGUAGCACAUUAUUUGGACAGUUUUACUCACAGCGGGCAUUGGGAAGCAACAUUUUGCCUCCUGCUGGAUCUGUUGGAGGUGCUGUCUGCAUCCAGUUUGGUCUGUGGAGCCCAUGUCUGUCUGAAGAGUCAGAGAAUUACCUGCAUUCGCUCUGCAGCUCUCCUGACAAUGAUCAGCUGCUCCUCAGAGGGUUUUCUCAAAAGGCGAGCACUGCUGCUCCUGAAAAAAACUGUGCUUCAGAAGGUUGGAGAGGACUGGGCUUUAGGAGAACUGUUGUCCACUGGACUGAAAUAUGAGAACUUCAGCUCUGACAUGACCAUGCUGGCUCAGAGUGUGUUAACAGCAGUUGAUAAUAAUUGGUUGCAGAGUGUUCAGGUGGAGCCUGCUGCUUUCUUUGGAGGGAGCAGACACGUGAAGAUGAUGGGAGAUGAAGGUCAGGAACCAGACUGUGUGAUGCUGAGAGCUGUCAGCCUGAUUCUUCUUAAGUCCAUAGAGCUUCACAUCCAAACAGCUGGCAGAAUGGGAGUGGACAGCACCACAGAGGUUUAUGGAUAUCUACAGAGUUUGUGGAGCUUCCUGAGGCGGUCUAGUGUCCAACUGACUGAGGUCACUCACCUCUGCUGCUGGAUCAGUCUGCUGUUUGGAGAGCAGGAUGACGACAUGAUGGAGGCAGCCAAAGCAGUGCUCUCUAUAUUCCUCAGUCAAAGACUACGUUGUGGGUUGGAUGAUGCUGCUGCGUUUGAGGCUGCCUGUGCAUCUGGCUGCAACCCUCACUGCCACUUUGUGCUUCUGCUUCAGAGCAUCUCCUUUGACCACAGCAUCCUCCUUGACUUCCUCAUCUCCACUGAAACCUGCUUUCUGGAGUACUUUUUGCGAUACCUCAAGUACCUCCGAGAUAACUGGCAGAGCUUUAUUGCAGCAUGUGGAGGCAUCAGUGUGUCAGACUGUUAUUCUUCAUCACAGCAGUCACUUAGUGCCUCAAGUGCUGAUGAUGGGGUUAUAUUGACAUAUAAAGGUGAGGGAGACGACACUGAAUUCAGUUCAAGUGUCCAGCUCACAGGUAUUAAUCCAUUAAUGAAUAGGGUCUGUUUGGCUGCAGAAGUUCGCCUUGUAGAAUAUGAUAGUUCUGAUGAGUCUGAUCCAGAUAACAAUGAAGAUUCUGAGGUUGAACCACGAGCGUCUGUGUGUGAGAAAAGUAGAUUUAGUGCCUCGGAUGUAAAACAGGAGACCACUGGACUACCAUUAUCUAUCAGACAGAAACAAAAUGAGUUACCAACAGUAUUAUGGGUUGAACCUAACUCUACCCUGGAAAGAAAACCAGAAGGUUCAUCACUGCCAGUGUUACAAAAUCAGCAAACAUCAUGUGCAAACAUGGCACCUCUCUCAGGGCAGGCAACUUUUGAAACAUUAUCCAGAACAGUCCUCUGUCUGUCGGAGCUCAGAGAGGUGGUGACGAGGCUUCACACAAAGGAACUCUUCCCAUAUAACCCUUCUUCACUUUUAAAACUCCUAGCACAAGUAGACAACUGUUACCAGCACUCACAUGUGUCACACAAUAAAGGGAGAAUAUAAAUAGUGGGUGUUUCAGUUUUAUGUGGUGGCAUGAAAGAUGCAUGUUUGGACAAGAUACAUAUUUUGUUUUUAUUUGAAGAGAAAGGAAGUAAAUCGAACAAGAGACAUUACAAAACAAGCAUUUCUUCAAAUGGUAAUGACUGCCACACAACUCCAAAGCACAACACUGUACUCCACUCCCAUGUUUAACAGCUUUUUUUCAUCAAACUGAUGAUUGUGGCCGAAGAUCUCAUUUUGACCUAAUCUGCCCAUGGCACUUAUGGUCCUGCAUCACUCCAGCAUCAGCUCCAGUCAUCCUUCCUGCAGCUCCUCUGCAGCUACAUGGGAUUUUUGCUUUAUCUUUCUGCCAAGCAGACAUUCUGUGUUGUACGUGUUUCUUGGGUUUUCCAGAUCUUGUCUUUGCUUCCACAGUUUUCUUAAUGCUUUUCUGACAGACAUUUUGAACAGUGGAAACCUUGAAUUGGUUUGAUUAUCUUUUUAUGUCCCAUCCUUGUUUUCUAGCCAUAUUUGCUUGACUUUGUCUGUUGCAGGGGUUGUAUUUACUUUGCUGUAUUUACUUACAGUAUUAAAUGUUUUUUGAGUUUGAAUUCA
Molecule: messenger RNA, 2766 nt
Organism: Stegastes partitus (bicolor damselfish)
Lineage: Eukaryota; Metazoa; Chordata; Actinopteri; Pomacentridae
Gene: lins1
Product: lines homolog 1
Exons: 6
Coding region: 1-2175 (724 amino acids)
Source: RefSeq, a predicted model, not a curated record